UCUCAGUUACUGAACGAAGAUAGGAGCGUCGAAUGAAUAAAUCGUUACUUUUCUCAGCUCUCGUCGACUAUGGAUGUGGAACUUUUAAUCAGUGAAGUUUUUCUCAGGCCUUGUUUGUGGGAUAGAAAAAACAAAAACCAUCACAAUAGAUACGUGCUGGAUAAAUUAUGGGAUGAAGUAGCUGUUAAUCUGAAUACUACAAGACUAAACGCUAGAAAUAAAUGGAAAGGUUUACGUGAUAAAUUUAGAAUCACCUUAGCAUCAAUGCCAACAUCAACAUUUGGUGAUCCUCAAUUGGGCGAAUGGAAAUAUUUCCAAAGUCUUUUAUUUUUAAAGGAUCAAUUUAAUUUGGGAUUGUCGAAAACCACUAUUCCCAAAAAGGAAAAUGAAAAUACUUGUGAUGAUGAAAAUGAAACUGAUGAUACUUACGAUAGCCAGCAAUCUAUAACGGAAGAACUCGAAACCCUUUAUUCUCCACUUGAACAUACGGAUUCUCUGGCACCAUCUUCGUUUACACCUUCAAAUACUAGUGAAAAACGUAGAAAAAUAGAGAAUUCAGCAAAUGAUGAUAUGGGGCAUGCGUUGCUGGAUGCAGAUUGGGAAAGAAAUCAGUAUCGAGAAGAACAAAAAAUGCAAAUGGAAGAAGAUGAAGAUUUAAAUUUUUUUAAAAGUUUACUGCCACAUGUAAGGACUUUUUCCGCAUACGACAAAAUGGAGUAUAGAAUAAAAAUAAUGAAAUUAACUCAAGAUUUUUUAAAUCCAAACUAAGUACUUGAAAAAAAAAAUUAUACCAGAUGUAUUUGAUAAAAUAUGAACACUUUUGUACUGCGACC
Psylliodes chrysocephalus is the source of this 833-nucleotide messenger RNA. Lineage: Eukaryota; Metazoa; Arthropoda; Insecta; Coleoptera; Chrysomelidae. The record is from the annotation of a GenBank genome assembly.